This is a messenger RNA of Penicillium alfredii, 945 nucleotides long. RefSeq names its product putative C2H2 finger domain protein. The transcript has 4 exons. Gene Ontology annotation, molecular function: RNA polymerase II cis-regulatory region sequence-specific DNA binding; DNA-binding transcription factor activity, RNA polymerase II-specific. Gene Ontology annotation, biological process: regulation of transcription by RNA polymerase II. The coding region runs from base 1 to 945 and encodes 314 amino acids. The record is from RefSeq and is a predicted model, not a curated record. NCBI's taxonomy places the organism in Eukaryota, Fungi, Ascomycota, Eurotiomycetes, Eurotiales, Aspergillaceae. Gene Ontology annotation, cellular component: transcription regulator complex; PcG protein complex.
AUGGCCCCCGGCAGUGGACGCGAUUUUAAUUGCUCAUGGGAUCAUUGCGGCAAGUCUUUCAAUCGCAAGUCCGAUCUCUGUCGCCAUUAUCGCAUACAUACGAAUGAGCGGCCUUACCACUGCACUGUGAAGGAUUGCAAUAAGAGUUUCAUACAGCGCAGCGCCUUGACUGUGCAUUCACGGACUCACACGGGCGAAAAGCCCCAUGUCUGCGACCACGAUGGGUGCCAGAAGGCCUUCUCCGAUUCUUCCAGUUUGGCCCGCCAUCGCAGAAUUCACACGGGUAAACGCCCAUAUAUCUGCCAGGAGCCAACAUGUGAACGAAGCUUCUGCCGCAAAACCACCCUCACCAAACACCAACACCGGUCCCACCCAGCCGGAUCCCUGACCCGACCCUCCUCCGAGGACGCGACCUCGGAGCACUCCUACCAACACCCAACCCCGGUGACGGUAUCUAUUCCACCAAACGACCAGUACCUCCUCGCCCAGCAACCCUACUACCCGCAAUCCGCGACACCGAACCACGAGUUCUACUCGCCGCAAAGCGUGCCUAUGGGUUCAGUGCCCGUCCAUGAAGCCGCUCCCCCCAUAGUCACGCAGAAUGUGCCCGUCACGUCACCUCUCAACCUGCCACAUGCACAACCACAUGCGCAACACCCGCACCCGCACCCGCAGCAUCAACCUCAGCACCAGCCGCAUCAGUCGCAUCAGCAGCAACAGCAACAGCAGCAAUAUAUGCAACUGAUGCAGCAGCGCUAUGAUCCAAAUCCACGUACUACCUACCUACCCCCUGAAUACCACCAACCUCCGCCAUUCCCUGGCCACCAGCUGCCAGAUGCCCAGUCCAUGAUGAUGUCCUACCAUCCAAAUUUCCAGUACAAAGCCCCCACUCGGAUCUUGAACCAACCGGAGGGGACUGACUGGGGUUUUCUGGGUGUAGGUUGA